AUGGACUUGAAGAGGGUUUUGGAAGUGGAGGAGGAGGUGGUCGACGGCGACGAAGACGAGCUCGCCUGCCCGGAUGCCAAGCGCCGGCGAACGUUCAUCAAUAAUAGCUCGAUGCAGGAGGCCAUUGGCGCGCAGUACAUGCAGAGGCAUCUGCCCAAGCUGGAGCCAUUUCUGCGGAGAGUUGUGCAGGAAGAGGUGCAGAAUGUUCUUAUCCGGCACAUUGAUUCUGCACACAGGCUUCCUCUUCAGUUAAAAACAACUAGUAAACGAUACAAGUUGCAGUUCCAGGGAAACCUGCCUCUGACCCUCUUCACAGGCAACAGAGUGGAAGUGGAGAACAAGCAGCCUCUCCGAAUCGUUCUCACUGACGCUGUCAGUAACCAGACGAUCACCUCCGGUCCGCUGUCCUCCAUGAAGGUUGAGCUUCUCGUCCUUGAUGGUGAUUUUAAUGCUGAUGAGCGCUUGGAGUACACUGAGAAGGAGUUCAGCGAGAGCAUAGUAUUUGAAAGGGAAGGCAAGAGGCCACUGUUAUCCGGUGAGGUGAUCAUUGUUCUUGAGAAAGGUGUUGCUUCCAUCCGGGACAUUUCUUUCACGGACAACUCUAGUUGGAUAAGAAGCAGGAAGUUCAGACUUGGCGCGAGGAUAUCUCGGGCCAGUUCCAUCGAAGAAAGAGUGCAGGAAGCAGUGAGCAAUCCUUUUCUCGUGAAGGAUCACCGUGGUGAAGUUUACAAGAAGCACCAUCCUCCUGCAUUAGCUGACGACGUGUGGCGUUUGGAGAAAAUUGGAAAAGAUGGCGUUUUCCACAAGAAGCUUGCAGACUUUGGAAUUCACACUGUUCAAGACUUCCUCCGGAAUUUGGUGAUGGAUCAAUAUGGACUUCGCAGUUUACUUGGCAGUGGAAUGUCAAACAAGAUGUGGGAAGCAACCGUUGAGCAUGCACGGGAGUGCGUUCUGGACGACAAGCUUUACUCCUACUGCAGCGGGCAUGGGAUAAUCCUUCUCUUCAACUGCAUCCAUGAGGUUGUCGGUGUGAUAGUUGGGAGUCACUGCUUCACCUUGAAUGCCCUCACUCCAACACAGAAGGCUUUGGUGGUGAAGUUGCAACAAGACGCCUACAAGUUCCCAGAUCGCAUAGUGGAAUUCAAGGUGCAGUCCCAGUGUAGCAGCCAGUCAUCACCAACCACUACCCAGUCCCAGACACAAGUUCAGAUACCAGGUUCAGAGAACGCACAGAUUAUGAACCUUCCUCAAGGUGAGCCGAACUCACAGGAUGUCUUGCUGAAUCCGCUUCAGUACCAGCCACUCAACGAGGCACUGGAAGACGUCCUUCAGACGGCCAGCGGCAGCCACCACCACCACCACCAGGGUAGUAGCAGCAGCGAACUGCCAUGGACGGCGUCGUUCGGAGCUGGCGGCGGCUUCGACGUAAGGGACCCUUUUGACGUGCAGUUCAGCGGCUCCCAGCAGUGCGGGCUGCUGCUCUCCAGCAGCGGCGCCAGGUUGUGA
Molecule: messenger RNA, 1506 nt
Organism: Oryza brachyantha (malo sina)
Lineage: Eukaryota; Viridiplantae; Streptophyta; Magnoliopsida; Poales; Poaceae
Product: calmodulin-binding protein 60 B-like
Exons: 8
Coding region: 1-1506 (501 amino acids)
Biological process (GO): regulation of salicylic acid biosynthetic process
Cellular component (GO): nucleus
Molecular function (GO): calmodulin binding; DNA-binding transcription factor activity; sequence-specific DNA binding
Source: RefSeq, a predicted model, not a curated record